AUGUGGAUUUUUUUGUCAUUCCUUUUUCAUCUUCACAAUAAAUAUUUUAGGAACACACCCCAAUUGUAUAGCGAGGGAUGCCUUAACUGUGGUUGUUUCUGGGAUGAGAAAGUACUACUGUGUAUUUCAGAGGUGUUGGUGGAGGCUGUGGCCCUGAGUGUGGACCCCUAUUUGAGGUACAUGGCACGACAGAUUCCUCUCAACUCAACCAUGUUUGGCUCACAGGUUGCCAAAGUCGUUGAGAGCAAGAACCCAGAAUGGUCUGUUGGAACACAUGUGGUGCACUAUGAAGGCUGGCGCACUCACACGCUGCUGACGCCUCAGAUGCUCAAGGAGAAUCGCCUGAGCCUGCCAACACAAGUAGUACCAGAGAUGGGCGACCUGCCGAAGAGUCUGGGCUUAGGCAUCUUGGGCAUGCCGGGCAACACUGCAUACUUCGGGUUCCUUGAGCUCUGCAAGCCCAAGCCAGGAGACACAGUGCUAGUGAACGGAGCAGCUGGAGCUGUUGGCAGUGCUGUGGUUCAGAUCGCCAAGAUUAAAGGAUGCACAGUGAUUGCCUUUGCUGGCUCGGACAAGAAAGUUGAGUGGCUGAAGGAGCUUGGUGCUGACCAUGCCUUUAACUACAAGACCACCAGUGUCCAUGAGGCCUUGAGCAAGGCUGCACCAAAGGGCAUCAACAUCUACUUUGACAAUGUUGGAGGGCUGUUCACUGCUGAGGCCUUGUCGCACAUGACAGAGUAUGGUUAUGUGUCUCUGUGUGGCGCCAUCUCCACCUACAAUGAUGAAAGCAAGGACAUUGGGAAGCCCGUCCUCACAAGUCCCCUCAGUGAGGCUGACAUCAUCUGGAAGCAGCUGCGUAUUGAAGGAUUUCUGGUUGGGCGCUGGAAAGACCGCUGGAUGGAAGGCAUCAAUCAGCUCAAAGAGUGGAUUUUGCAGGGAAAACUCAAGUAUAAAGAAACCAUCUUUAAUGGGUUUGAAAAGAUGCCGACUGCCUUUGCUGGACUAUUUGAAGGCGAAAACAUUGGCAAGGCAGUUGUGUUGCCUUAGCUGCUGUGGCCUCCAAGACAUCUGCACCAAUCAGGGUUGGAAAAAAUAAUGAUUUUUUAUAAAAAAAAAAUU
Molecule: messenger RNA, 1119 nt
Organism: Eriocheir sinensis (Chinese mitten crab)
Lineage: Eukaryota; Metazoa; Arthropoda; Malacostraca; Decapoda; Varunidae
Product: prostaglandin reductase 1-like
Exons: 8
Coding region: 1-1047 (348 amino acids)
Biological process (GO): prostaglandin metabolic process
Cellular component (GO): cytoplasm
Molecular function (GO): 15-oxoprostaglandin 13-reductase [NAD(P)+] activity; 2-alkenal reductase [NAD(P)H] activity
Source: RefSeq, a predicted model, not a curated record